Molecule: messenger RNA, 3468 nt
Organism: Diabrotica virgifera virgifera (western corn rootworm)
Lineage: Eukaryota; Metazoa; Arthropoda; Insecta; Coleoptera; Chrysomelidae
Exons: 11
Coding region: 63-3419 (1118 amino acids)
Source: RefSeq, a predicted model, not a curated record
UCAGGUGUCAUGUUAAUGUUAAUGAUAUGACAUGAACAAUAUUAGUUAUUCUAAUUCUAAAUAUGGAUAAAUGUACAUUUUGCAAAUGCUUUUCACAAACGCCAAUUAAUACAUCCUCACAGAAAAUCCCCGAAGAAGUAGACAUCAAAUCUUCACAAAAUUGGCCAAAAGGGGUAACGUUUCAAGUACAAAGCAACCAAACGUUCAGAAAAAUCGACAGAAAUACUCUAGAAUCUGGUGAAUGGUUCAUAAAUACUGCCCAUGAGUAUCCAACAACAUCUGAUAUAAAGUUCACAGGAGCGCCAAUUACUACAGCCUCACAGAAAACUAUAGAAGAAGAAUACAACAAACAUCUUAUAUUGUCUUACCAAAAUUAUAAUAAAUCUUCACAAAAUUGGAAAAAAUAUGGAAAGUUCCAAUUAGAAAACAACAAAACGUUCUCAAAAGCCGACAGAUAUGAUCCAGAAUCUGGUGAAUUACUCAUGAACACUGCUCAUGAAUAUCGAACAGAAACUGAGAUAAAUUUCACAGAAACACCAACUUCAAACAACAUUCUCGACGAAGAAAACAACAAACUUGAUACACUAACGGACCAAGAAUGUAAUAGCCUUCCACAAAAUGGGGAAAAAUGGGAGAAGAUCCGAGCAGAAACUAACAAGAUGUUAGCCGAAAGACUAAAUCGAGAACCUGGUGACUUACUCAUGAAUGUUGCUGAAGAUUAUCGAACAGUACAUCAAGAACAGAUCUUCUUUGAAAAUAUGCAUAUCAACGUAAACUUUGACAAAUAUAGAGGAAAUCCCGCAUUCUUUAAUUUACCGCCAAGUUUGAAAGAGCAUUGCAAAUUGCAGUGCCGGAAUAGAUGUUUGUGUGAAAAUCCGAUUUACUUUUAUGUGCCUACCAGCGCACAAAAAAAUGAAAUUCCGAAAAUGAAAUUAAUACCAACUUCAGAACCUGCACCAGAUGACAAAAAUAUAUUGCCCAAAACCAGAAAUAUAUUUACACUUUGGAAAAAGAACUCAUACAGAAAAAUGGUACUGGAAAAUAUUUCAAUAAAAUUGAAAAACCUGAGACCUCAUCGCUCAGAUUUAAUGUUAUUUACAGAAGAAGAGAAACAACUAAGUGUGGACGAAUUAGAAAUUAGUAAAAAGAAUGGAGAAAGGCAUUUGAAGGAUUCAUUUGAGGCUUCAACUUUAGAAAAAUUAGAAGAUUUUGAGACAAAUAAAUUAGAAGAUUUAUUGUAUGAUCCUAACAAUGAGGUAGUAAACUUGGUAAUAAAUGGCACUAGAAUUACAGAACAUGUCAUAAAACAAGGUACAAUGAAGAUAAGAGUUAUAUGUGAUUCAGGAAAAAUACCUAAAGUACCCAUAAUCAAUUACUUGAAGUUUGCAAAUAAAGGAAAAUUCACCCUCAGAAUAUAUUUUUCAAUAUACGAAAAAUACAGAACAUUUCGAGAUAUAACACCGGUAGUCCCGAAAGCGUCGUCUCCCUUUUAUUUCGAUAGAAGAGAACUUCUUUUAUUGCCUGGCGAAUCUCUAGAUUUUCCGAUAUGGUUUAAACCUAUUCAGACGGGAAAUUUUAACGAAACUUGGCAGAUAACCACGUCGCCUCAAUUUUUUGAUGAAUCCUUUCUGUUACUUAUUGUUCUUCAAGGUAAUGUUUAUCAAGAGAAUUUUCAUGAAAAAAUAAAUGAAAUUGAAAACACCUUGACAACACGAGUACGAAGCACAUUAAUAGGCGAUAUUCUCAAAGAUAUUCUCAAUUCAACAAAGUAUAAAAAAUCUCCAGUUCAAAAAUAUACAUACUCCGAAAAACACUACUUCGAAGCGACCAACCAAGAAACUUGGGGUUUUAUCAAACGACCUAAGUAUGUUUACAAUAAAGAGUUGGUUACAGAAUUAAAAAAUUUUUAUAAGAAAGUUAAGUCACCAGAAGAUUAUGCCCAAUGGAACUAUUCAAUCGAAACACUACUAGAACUUGCUAAAACUCGGGACCUGCUUAAUUAUAUAGAGGAUAUUUAUAUGAGGUGUAAGGAAGGCCGUGAACGAGCCUACAUCUUAAGAGAACUAUAUGCAAUUCCAAAUGUUAACAUUACCGAGGCACAAAAAGUACAUGACACAAUCAGAGGGGAGCCUGACGUAUCGCCAAGAGAAACAUAUGCAAAAAGCAAAACGAACCACGAACAACUUCACGAAAUACUUCAAAAGCUUGACAGAAGCGUCAUGAUAAACAAUAUGGAGCGAGAAAAAUACGCCACGGCGUAUUAUAUUUUAAGAUACUACCUACACAGAGCGCACAAACAACUGAAUGGAAGAGAUAUCUCUGUUCCUAUUCCAUUCCUGGAAAAUACAAAAAUUCCCGAAAGGAGUGAAGAUGUCCCUGAAAGGUUGCUUUUUGAAAAAUUUGAGAAUAUUUGGAUACAACGAAACAGGCGAGUCCCUCCUGUAGUCACAGAAUUUAUACCCAAACCGAAGCCACAACAUUUAGAAAAUAUACCGUUAGAUCAUCCGCUUGAGUUAUAUAAUGCAUAUUUUAAAAAACAAAAAAACAACAAAAAGGGGCAAAAUAGUGCGAAAACGAAGAAGACGCUGCCAGUGACAAAGAAUAAGAAUAAUAAACACAAAGGAAAACGUUCGGACAGACACACUGAUACAAAAGUUAUCGAAGAUUUUGACCCAUUCGGUAACAUUGAAGUAGAAAUGCAAAAAAACACUUCAUCAGUAACAGCAGCAUACAAACAGAAGCCAUCAUUCUCAGUAAAAUCGCCAUCUCUAAGAUCUUAUGUCGAUGAAACGGAAACGAAGAAGAAUUACCAUGAGAAAUAUUUAAUUGUUUACAGUAAUUUGUGUGCUGGCAUUGACGCAAUGGUGGCUGCAUUGGAAACAAUAAACGAAAGAAGAAUACCUGCAGAAAUUUUAAGCGAAUUAACAGAAUGCAAAAUUAUAGAGUCUAAGAGAAAGUUUACCAACUUAUCAAUAUCGAUAGGAACAGUUUCCACAGGCGCAACAUCUGACAAGUUAAAACUCAGUGUCAGUGACGACAUUCGUCCCGAAGCUGAUGAUUACUGGACUUAUUUGGCUAAUACCUAUUUCCAUCAGAAUGAAAAAACUCAGAAAUACUUUAUUAAAGGGGAGACUCUUCCAGAACCAAUAACGGAAACGCCUCCCCUACCACCAUUGAAACCUAAAGAGUCGUUUCACCUCUUCACUCCGCCAGAAGAAGAUUCUGUGGAUUCCGCUGAUUUCAAAUCAGAAGCAAUGCAAACCAGUGAUAUUAGCAGCGACAAAUAUAAAGCAUUUUCGGAUGAUUUGUUAAAAUUAGAAUCAUUACACGAUCACUUACCAGAAGAGUCUGGCGAAGACGAUAAUACAAAAAGAGAAAAGUCAUCGGAUAUUUUUUAUUAUGUUGAUUAUGAUUUAUAAUGUUAAUUUUUGUUAUUAUUUUUAAAUAAAACUUUAUUCAUCCAGUUAA